AUGUCGGCACCAUCCACCUCCUCCUCCGGCGCCAAGAGCGCACCCGCACCCGGUCCCGACGACUGGAAGAAGACGCUCAACCUCCCCAAGAAGGACGCUCGCCCGCAAACCGAGGACGUCACGGCGACCAAGGGCAACGAGUUCGAGGACUACUUCCUCAAGCGCGAGCUCCUCAUGGGCAUCUUCGAGGCCGGCUUCGAGCGGCCGUCGCCCAUCCAGGAGGAGGCCAUCCCGAUCGCCCUCACCGGGCGCGACAUCCUCGCGCGCGCCAAGAACGGCACGGGCAAGACGGCCGCGUUCAUCAUCCCGACGCUCGAGCGCGUCAACCCCAAGGUGCCCAAGAUCCAGGCGCUCCUCCUCGUCCCGACCCGUGAGCUCGCGCUCCAGACGUCGCAGGUGUGCAAGACGCUCGGCAAGCACACGGGCGCCAACAUCAUGGUGACGACGGGCGGCACCACCCUGCGCGACGACAUCCUGCGCCUCGGCGAGGAGGUCCACAUCCUCGUCGGCACGCCCGGCCGCAUCCUCGACCUCGCCGGCAAGGGCAUCGCCGACCUGAGCGAGUGCCCCAUGUUCGUCAUGGACGAGGCCGACAAGCUCUUGUCGCCAGAGUUCACGCCCGUCAUCGAGCAGCUCCUGUCGUUCAUGCCCAAGGAGCGCCAGGUCAUGCUCUUCUCGGCCACGUUCCCCCUCAUCGUCAAGGACUUCAAGGACAAGUGGAUGCGCAAGCCGUACGAGAUCAACCUCAUGGACGAGCUCACCCUGCGCGGUGUCACCCAGUACUACGCCUUCCUCGAGGAGCGCCAGAAGGUCCACUGCCUGAACACCCUCUUCUCGAAGCUCCAAAUCAACCAGUCGAUCAUCUUCUGCAACUCGACCAACCGCGUCGAGCUCCUCGCCAAGAAGAUCACCGAGCUCGGCUACUCGUGCUUCUACUCGCACGCGCGCAUGCUCCAGGCGCACCGCAACCGCGUCUUCCACGACUUCCGCAACGGCGUGUGCAGGAACCUCGUCUGCUCCGACCUCCUCACGCGCGGUAUCGACAUCCAGGCCGUCAACGUCGUCAUCAACUUCGACUUCCCCAAGAACGCUGAGACGUACCUGCACCGCAUCGGUCGCUCGGGUCGGUACGGCCACCUCGGCCUCGCCAUCAACCUCAUCACGUUCGACGACCGGUUCAACCUGUACCGCAUCGAGCAGGAGCUCGGCACCGAGAUCCAGCCCAUCCCGCCCGUCAUCGACCGCAGCCUGUACGUCGCGCCCGGGACCGAGGACGAGGUCAAGGAGGCCCAGGCGGCCGCCGCCCAGGGCCAGAAGAGCCGCCCGGCCGGCGUCGGCGGGCACGGCAUGCAGGCGCCGCAGCAGCGCCAGGUCGCCGCCGCUCCUGCCCCUGUCGCCGCCGCUGCUGCCCCGCAACCGCAGGCGCAGGCGCCUUCCGCACCGGCGCCGGCUCAGCAGCAGCCGCAGCAGCAGCAGCAGCGCGGCCAGCAGCAGCAGCAGCCGGCGUACCAGCAGGCGCCGCCGCCCCAGCAGCAGCCGUACUACGGCGGCUACCCGCAGCAGCAGCGUGCGCCGCAGGGCUACGGCGCGCCGCAGGGCCAGCAGCAGCAGAUCCCGCCGCACCUCAUGGCGCAGUACCAGGCGCAGCAGCAGGCCAUGCUCGCGCAGCAGCAGCAGUACCUCGCGCAGCAGCAGCAGCAGCAGGGCGGUGCUGCGCGCCGAUGAGCGAGCGAGCGAGCGAGCGCCGAGUCGAUGAGCGCGCAUCUCGGGCGCGACCGUCCUUCCUCCCUUUUCCUCCCUCGAGGUGCGGCGCUGUACACCUCUUCCCAGCCGCCCUCGCCCUUUUCCCCACCACCUUCACCUCUUCGCUUUCGUCGUCGUCGUUGUCAUUGUCGCACCCCUUUUCGCCCGCCGCGUCGUCGCCCAUCGCGCUCGUUCCCCCUCCGUCGUCCCUCCCUCUCUCCCUCGCCCGCCUCUCGCCCUUUCUCUUCGUCCCAUCCUCUCCUCUCGCCAUCCCAUCUCUACCUAUCCUCGGCAUCCGCCUCCUCUCAUAGCCAUCCCCCUCACCGUCGAUUCAACUCGGCGACCUCGUCCUUCCCUCGCGCUCGCCACCAGUUUUUGGCCCUGGCCGCCCUCGACCUUCCCUUACCUCUCUUCCUCCCACAUCGCCUCUACCUCGCCCUCGCCCUCCUCGCCUGUCGCCAACCGCCACCGCCGUCCUCGUCCCGCCGUCGUCAUCGUCGUCCCCUCGUCACCGCCCUCUCUGGCUCGUCACCUCAAGGAGAGGCGCACCAAUCUUUCUCAUGCACUCGACGGUGCGACG
Messenger RNA from Rhodotorula graminis WP1, 2323 nucleotides. RefSeq lists its product as uncharacterized. Gene Ontology annotation, cellular component: cytoplasmic stress granule; P-body. Gene Ontology annotation, biological process: cytoplasmic stress granule assembly; P-body assembly. Bases 1 to 1725 code for a protein of 574 amino acids. The record is from RefSeq and is a predicted model, not a curated record. Lineage: Eukaryota; Fungi; Basidiomycota; Microbotryomycetes; Sporidiobolales; Sporidiobolaceae. Gene Ontology annotation, molecular function: mRNA binding; RNA helicase activity; ATP binding. The transcript is spliced from 6 exons.